ACCAUACCAUCAUCACUGAUGGCGACGGCAGUGAUAAUGACAUACAAUAAGUGGCCAACAAAUAGCAACAGUAAUCGUAACCAACUGUUAUUGUCUGACAAAUGGUUUCAAACCAAUAGAUUCAGACCGUUAUCAUCACAUCCCUGGCCAACAACGACAACAACAACAAUACGAUCGGCAUAUACUAUCAAAGAUGACCAAAACAUUAAUAUUUUGGACAUUAAGUACUGGUCGGAUCAGACAGUGGUCAGAAUUUUUGUAUCACAAUUAGAUGAUUGCGACCAAUCGAUAGCCGACGGAAGCGGUUUUCGGGUAAAUGGCGACGAAAUGAUGAUCAUUACCAGCGCACAUGUAGUCAAAGGAUCCAAUUUAGUUGAAGUACUUAUGCAUUAUUAUGGUUAUCUCAAUAUGCUAUUGGCUCAAGUAGUCUAUGUUGAACAGCACCGGGAUCUGGCACUCCUGAAUGUUAUCAAUCUAGACAGCGAUCGCUUUCAAUCGUUACCGUUUGACACUCGGUCGGCCAACGAUCUUAUUGGCCAACCAGUGGCCAGUAUUGGUCAUAUGGAAACCAUUGGCGAAAAAUCAUGUCAAUCGGGUAUUAUCCAGUCUAUCGGUAUGACUAAUAGACAACAGCGCCCUUCAGGACAAAUAUAUCAUCAUUUUUAUGCCGAAUCGUGUCCACUGUUAAGCCAUUCGUCGCCAAUAUUUUUCGGCUAUUCAGGCGGUCCGGCCCUAACAUCGCUAAGCCAUAUGAUUGGUGUCCAGACUUCUGGCCGAUGGGCUGAAGGUUUCUAUUAUGCCGUUACUUGCAGUGAAAUAUUCGAUUUUAUUGGAAAUUAUAUACAUUAUGCAGUCAAUGGAUUCAUUGAUAGACAAUUGAAUCGCACAGUAAGCUAUACAUUGAGACCGGGAUUGAAAUUAGGACUGAUUUUAUUGUCCAAUACUAUUGAUGACAACAACAACAGUACUGAGUUUACAAUUGUGAAUACAAUACCCGAAUCGCCUAAUGUGUAA
This is a messenger RNA of Oppia nitens, 1014 nucleotides long. RefSeq lists its product as uncharacterized. The record is from RefSeq and is a predicted model, not a curated record. The transcript has 2 exons. Bases 19 to 1014 code for a protein of 331 amino acids. Lineage: Eukaryota; Metazoa; Arthropoda; Arachnida; Sarcoptiformes; Oppiidae.